This is a messenger RNA of Lampris incognitus (smalleye Pacific opah), 348 nucleotides long. It is a transcript of the gene asip2b, whose product is annotated as agouti signaling protein, nonagouti homolog (mouse) 2b. Bases 1 to 348 code for a protein of 115 amino acids. The transcript has 4 exons. Gene Ontology annotation, biological process: neuropeptide signaling pathway; positive regulation of feeding behavior; hormone-mediated signaling pathway. Lineage: Eukaryota; Metazoa; Chordata; Actinopteri; Lampriformes; Lampridae. Gene Ontology annotation, cellular component: extracellular region. Gene Ontology annotation, molecular function: neuropeptide hormone activity; type 1 melanocortin receptor binding. The record is from RefSeq and is a predicted model, not a curated record.
AUGAGGAAAAUUAUGGGUAAAUACUUGCUAUGCAUUUGCCUGCUCGCGAUCCCGUUGUCUUCGGCGGAGGACAUGAUGAAGAGAGCGCGUGAGACGCAGAGGGACGCAGAUUUAGUUUGGAGCCAACGACAACUGUUUGCCAGGCAGAGGGCUCCUGAACAUCAUGCAAGUCAUGGUCCUAAAUCCAAGCAAGAGACGAGAGGCCCGGUGCGCAGCUGUAGUGGUCUGUUGGAGAACUGUUCCCCUAAAGAGCCAUGCUGUGAUCCCUGUGCCUCCUGCCACUGUCGCCUCUUCAACACCAUAUGCCGCUGCUGGAGGAUGGGCUCGCACUGCUCGAGGAAGAUGUAG